Messenger RNA from Triplophysa rosa, 2966 nucleotides. RefSeq names its product serine/threonine-protein kinase pim-2-like. Gene Ontology annotation, biological process: protein autophosphorylation; negative regulation of apoptotic process; regulation of mitotic cell cycle. The coding region runs from base 98 to 1165 and encodes 355 amino acids. Gene Ontology annotation, molecular function: ATP binding; protein serine/threonine kinase activity. The record is from RefSeq and is a predicted model, not a curated record. Lineage: Eukaryota; Metazoa; Chordata; Actinopteri; Cypriniformes; Nemacheilidae. The transcript has 5 exons. Gene Ontology annotation, cellular component: cytoplasm.
AGAGAGCGAUCAACUUCAGAAGAAGCCAAGGUGGCAUCAGGAGGUUGUGGCAAACCCAACCCAGCCAUCACGUUUGUCUUCUGCACUGGCCUCAUGUAUGUCUGCGGGUCAUUCCCAAAGUAGUGGGAAAAGCAGCAUUAUCCACGUCUGCCGGAAAAGAAAGCAUGAAGAAGAGAGCCAGCAACUGCAGAAGAAGUGGAAAUUGGAGGAGGAGGAUGCCAGACAUGGUUAUGAAGACACCUCUGGCCCUUAUGUAACUCUGCCAGCAAGUUACAAACCACUUCGUUCUCUUAAGUUGCCCAAAUCAGUGUUUAGUGAUGAGGGCGAUUCAAAGAGAGAUGAAAGCAACAUCCUCCGUGACACGAAGAAAAGAAAAAGUCCUGACCAACUGGACAGCGAGCAUCCACAGAAGAAGCAGCGCUUCAACCCAGAACAUAACUGCUAUGGACGUCCAUACACACAAGGUCAUUUGCUGGGUGAAGGUGGAUUCGGAUCUGUGUAUGCUGGAAAUCGCAUAUCUGAUGGAUUGAAAGUUGCCAUCAAGUACGUCUCGAAAGACCUGAUAGAUGAGCAGCUAGAAGUGGAAGGCCAAGGUUUGCUGCCCAUUGAGGUGGCACUGAUGAUUCGGGUCAAUUCAGAUCCGGCCUGUCCCAACAUUCUGCACCUCAUCGAGUGGUUUGAAACACCCGAACACUACAUCAUGAUCCUGGAACGGCCUGACCCUUGCAAAGAUCUCGACAAGUUCUGUUACGAGCAGGGAAAUUUGGAAGAGAGCCAGGCCAAGAGGGUGCUGGUCCAACUGAUCAGGGCUCUCAAACACUGCGAGAGCAAGGGAGUCCUGCACCGAGACGUCAAGCCCCAGAACAUCCUCAUCCGCACCGACACGCAUGACAUCAAGCUGCUGGAUUUUGGUUGUGGGGACUUGCUGAACGACUCGGACUACAAAAUGUUCGCAGGCACUUUGGAUUACUUUCCACCCGAGUGGUACCGCUACAGGAGCUACCGUGCAGGACCAGCUACCGUUUGGUCGGUGGGAGUGACACUGUACAACAUUCUGUGUGGCACACUCCCAUUCAAGAACAGAAAAGACAUCAUCCGAGGCAGACUGCGCUUCACCAGAGAUCUUUCUAUAGGCAAGACAGGGCUAACUUUAAACUGUCCAUGAAGAGACCAAUAUCACGCCUAAACCUGGGAGUCAUUUGUUAUUUUGCAUUAUUGAAGACAGGUUGUUGUAUGUUGUAUGAAACAGAAUGUCGCAGCUUCAUUAGAUGGUGCCUAAAAGCAAACGCAGACAAUCGUCCCAGCCUGGAGGACAUUGAGGGGCAUCCCUGGCUACGGUCAACAGGUGCUUUAUUCACUGGACAGUUACUAUUGAUGCAAAGGACUUGUGUAAUAUACAUUGUUAUGUAUAUGUUAAAUAUUGUUUAUUUUUGUAAGUAGACAAAAGUAUCCCAAAGUGCCAUGUCUUAAAUUGUAUUGUUUAGACCAAAUGUAUAUGUAGAAGUUCAAAUGUUGUUGUUUAUGUAGGGUCAGCACUCAGCAGACAGCGCAGGAGCAGCAGAAAGGAAUGAUUAGACAGCAAAGAAAACUGUCAGCGACAGUCAGUCAGAGCUGCAGUUAUCCAGCGAUAGUCAUUCAGUCAGAGCUGCAGUUAUCCAUUGACAUUAAAUCAAUCAGAGCUGCAGUUAUCCAGCGAUAGUCAAGAUAGACUCGCAGUUAUUUUACGACAGUCCAACAUAAUCUCACUGCAAUGCGUUACUAUUUUACGAGUUGGCUAAUUUGUAUUUAUUUAAACAAUAUCAUUCUUAUGUUUUAGUAUGAUUUGCUUUUGUGACGUUGACUGUUAAGUUUAGGGGUGGGCCUUCAGUUCACAUCACACAAAUUCAUACAAAUAAGCCAACUCAUGUAUUUACGAAUUCAAGUGAGAUCAGACGGGACAGUCAUCCUGUCAGACUUGCAGUUACUCCAUGACAGUCAUCCUACACCAGGGGUCUGCAAGUAAAUUUGGUUUCGGGCCAAAAAAACAAAUUCGCCACUAGAUGACAUAGUCAAAGGAUAAUUUAAGAAAGUCAUUGAUGAAAAAGAAUAGCCUACUUUUAAAAAUAUAGUUAUUAUAUAAUUAUAUAUUAUAUAUAAAUACAUAAUAGUCAUAUAAUUAUUUAAUGUAAUGUAACGUAUUUGACGUAAUAGCGCUGGUGGGUACGACAUUCUGUGAAAUUACAGCCAAUAUUUUUAGUGCCUAAAGAGUAACUGUUUAAUAACUGAUAAAGUAUAUUUGAUUUUCGUUACUUUUUUUCCGUGAACAUAAUUAUUAACGCUCCCCGCUACGCUCUCGCUUCGCUCACAUGCUCUGCUGGCGCGGGCCAGAUAUUAUUGCUGGCGGGCCAGUUUUGGGCCGCCUGUUGCCGAUCCCUGUGCUACACUAUUAAUAAAGUGAAUUCAAAUUGACUAUGUUACUUGUUUUCUGGCAGUGUCAAACAAAGAAACGUUAUGAUGGAAAACAAAUAAAAAUAUUUUAGUUUCUCAAACAGUUACUCAGUCCACUGUUCAAGUAUGUCAAGCGUCAUCUUAUCAAAAAUAAUAUAGAUUGGUUGAUAGAAAUUUACUUCAGUUUUGAUUUGGUGUGAUACUUUGGCUACAUCAUCAUGGACUGCAUUACCUUUUAAUCUUGUUGUUCUACCUCUGUACACUUUGGGUUUGAAACCAAAAACGCUUUUAAAUGUAUUGAUGCGUAAUGCAUUGAUUUAUUUUAUUUAAUUCUGGGCAAUAAAUGUAAAGAUGGUGACAACAUUUAACGGAUGAUAUGGAAUAGUCAUAUUUACAUACAAAUAUAUUCACAUAUCUUCAAAUAAUAUGAUGAUUUUAAUAAAUUUAAGUGAUUUUCUACUACAAUUCAUCUAGCAAUUAUCCUAUUAUGAUCCGAAAAUAAAUGUAAAAACUUUAGUAUUUUGUUCAAUACUGUUGAA